UUUUGUCCCCUCGCAGUGCAGAUGGUCGGGCUGUGAGGUGCGGCUGCUGCCCACGCCGCCCUCAGAGGGUCACCCGGGAGGGAACUCUCGGCGCCGCCUUCGCCCACCCCGCACCCCCGCAGCGGCGGCGGCUCUUCCACCAGGGGGCGCUCCGCUGUCUCCGCAGCCCCUCGCAGCGUACCCGCCCCUCCCUGGCUCCCCUGUGACUGGCCGGUCGUCCCUAGCUCUGCACUCUGAUUGGUUGCUUCCUGCGUCAGUCAGGGCCGCUGGGCGGGAGGAGGUGACGCGCGGCGCCCUGGCUCCGGGCGGUGCCCGUCGCCGGCCGCUGCGGGCGGAGUUUCUCGAGCCGCGACGCUGGGCAGUCAGACGGCCGCGGUCCCGGGAGGCGUCCGCGCGGGCUGUAGCCGCUGUCAGUUCCUUGCCGCCGCCGCUCUCGAUGCUUGGCCGGGUCGCUGCGUGAUGGCGCGGCGGAGCGGCGCUGUGCGGUUGGCGGCGGCCGCGUCUCGCGCUGAGGAAACUUGAUAUAACUUCAGACGAAGAUUUGAUUCCUCAUUUCUGGAUUGCGUGCAUCACAAGGCCAGCAGGAUGUCGGGAGCCUCAGUGAAGGUGGCUGUCCGAGUGCGGCCCUUCAAUUCUCGGGAGACCAGCAAGGAGUCCAAGUGCAUCAUUCAGAUGCAGGGCAACUCGACCAGUAUUGUUAACCCAAAGAACCCAAAGGAAGCACCAAAGUCUUUCAGCUUUGACUACUCCUACUGGUCUCACACCUCGCCUGAAGAUCCUUGCUUUGCAUCUCAAAACCGUGUGUACAAUGACAUUGGGAAGGAAAUGCUCUUACACGCCUUUGAGGGCUAUAACGUCUGUAUUUUUGCCUAUGGGCAGACUGGUGCUGGGAAAUCUUACACAAUGAUGGGUAAACAGGAAGAAAGCCAGGCUGGCAUCAUUCCACAGCUGUGUGAAGAGCUCUUUGAGAAGAUCAAUGACAACUGUAAUGAAGAGAUGUCUUACUCUGUGGAGGUGAGCUACAUGGAAAUUUACUGUGAGAGAGUGCGAGAUUUGCUGAACCCAAAAAACAAGGGUAACUUGCGUGUACGAGAACACCCACUUCUUGGACCCUACGUGGAGGACCUGUCGAAGUUGGCGGUCACCUCUUACACAGACAUUGCUGACCUCAUGGAUGCUGGGAACAAAGCCAGGACAGUGGCAGCUACAAACAUGAAUGAAACAAGUAGCCGUUCCCACGCUGUGUUCACUAUUGUUUUCACGCAGAAGAAACAUGACUCGGAGACCAACCUUUCCACUGAGAAGGUUAGUAAAAUCAGCUUGGUGGACCUAGCAGGAAGUGAACGUGCUGAUUCAACUGGUGCCAAAGGAACUCGAUUAAAGGAAGGAGCAAAUAUUAAUAAGUCUCUUACAACUUUGGGGAAAGUCAUUUCAGCCUUGGCAGAAGUGGAUAACUGCACCAGCAAGAGUAAGAAGAAGAAGAAAACUGAUUUCAUCCCUUACAGGGAUUCUGUACUUACUUGGCUUCUUCGGGAAAAUCUAGGUGGGAAUUCUCGGACUGCAAUGGUUGCUGCUCUGAGCCCAGCAGACAUCAACUACGAUGAGACUCUGAGCACCCUGAGAUAUGCAGAUCGUGCGAAACAAAUUAAAUGUAAUGCUGUCAUCAAUGAGGACCCCAAUGCCAAACUGGUUCGUGAGUUAAAGGAGGAAGUGACACGGCUGAAGGACCUUCUUCGUGCUCAGGGACUGGGAGACAUUAUUGAUAUUGAUCCAUUGAUCGAUGAUUACUCUGGAAGUGGAGGCAAAUAUCUGAAAGAUUUUCAGAACAAUAAACAUAGAUACUUGCUAGCCUCUGAGAAUCAACGCCCUGGCAAUUUCUCCACAGCGUCCAUGGGGUCCCUUACUUCAUCUCCAUCUUCCUGCUCACUCAGUAGUCAGGUGGGCCUGACAUCUGUGAGCAGCAUUCAGGAGCGGAUCAUGUCUACACCCGGUGGAGAGGAGGCCAUCGAGCGUCUGAAGGAAUCGGAGAAGAUCAUUGCUGAGUUGAAUGAAACCUGGGAAGAGAAGCUUCGAAAAACAGAAGCCAUCAGAAUGGAGAGAGAGGCCUUGUUGGCUGAGAUGGGCGUGGCCAUUCGGGAGGAUGGAGGAACGCUGGGAGUUUUCUCACCUAAAAAGACCCCACAUCUUGUUAACCUCAACGAAGACCCGCUGAUGUCUGAAUGCCUCCUUUAUUACAUCAAAGAUGGAAUUACAAGGGUUGGCCAAGCCGAUGCUGAGCGGCGCCAGGACAUCGUGCUGAGUGGGGCCCACAUUAAAGAGGAGCACUGCAUCUUCAGGAGUGAGAGGAACAACAGUGGUGAAGUUAUUGUGACUCUGGAGCCCUGUGAGCGCUCGGAAACCUAUGUGAAUGGCAAGAGGGUAGCCCAGCCUGUUCAGCUCCGCUCAGGAAAUCGUAUCAUCAUGGGUAAAAACCAUGUUUUUCGAUUUAACCACCCGGAGCAAGCACGGGCUGAGCGGGAGAAGACUCCUUCUGCUGAGACCCCCUCUGAGCCUGUGGACUGGACAUUUGCCCAGAGAGAGCUCCUGGAGAAACAAGGGAUCGAUAUGAAACAGGAGAUGGAAAAAAGGCUACAGGAAAUGGAGAUCCUUUACAAAAAGGAAAAGGAGGAAGCAGAUCUUCUGUUGGAGCAGCAGAGACUGGACUAUGAGAGUAAGUUGCAGGCCUUGCAGAAGCAGGUGGAGACCCGAUCCCUGGCUGCAGAAACAACUGAAGAGGAAGAAGAGGAGGAAGAAGUUCCUUGGACACAGCAUGAAUUUGAGUUGGCCCAGUGGGCCUUCCGGAAGUGGAAGUCCCACCAGUUCACUUCCUUACGGGACUUGCUCUGGGGCAAUGCCGUGUACCUGAAGGAGGCCAAUGCCAUCAGCGUGGAGCUGAAGAAGAAGGUGCAGUUCCAGUUUGUUCUGCUGACUGACACACUGUACUCCCCGUUGCCGCCUGAGCUGCUUCCCACCGAGAUGGACAAGACUCAUGAGGACAGGCCCCUGCGUCGCACAGUGGUGGCCGUGGAAGUCCAGGAUCUGAAGAACGGAGCGACACAUUACUGGUCUCUGGAGAAACUUAAGCAGAGGCUGGAUUUGAUGCGAGAGAUGUAUGACAGGGCAGGUGAGAUGGCCUCCAACACCCAAGACGAAAGCGAAGCCACUAUGACCGGCAGUGAUCCCUUCUAUGAUCGGUUCCACUGGUUCAAACUUGUGGGAAGCUCCCCCAUUUUCCACGGCUGUGUGAAUGAGCGCCUUGCCGACCGCACACCCUCCCCUACUUUUUCCACGGCUGACUCCGACAUCACUGAGCUGGCUGACGAGCAGCAAGAUGAGAUGGAGGAUUUUGAUGAUGAGGCAUUCGUGGAUGACACCGGCUCUGACGCAGGGACGGAGGAGGGAUCUGAUCUCUUCAGUGACGGGCAUGACCCGUUUUACGACCGGUCCCCUUGGUUCAUUUUAGUGGGAAGGGCAUUUGUGUACCUGAGCAAUCUGCUGUACCCUGUGCCCCUGAUCCACAGGGUAGCCAUCGUCAGCGAGAAGGGCGAGGUGCGGGGAUUUCUGCGUGUGGCAGUCCAGGCCAUUGCAGCGGAUGAAGAAGCUCCGGAUUAUGGCUCUGGAAUUCGACAGUCAGGAACGGCUAAAAUAUCUUUUGAUAAUGAGUACUUUAAUCAGAGUGACUUUUCUUCGGUUGCAAUGACUCGUUCUGGUCUGUCCUUGGAGGAGCUGAGGAUUGUGGAAGGGCAGGGUCAGAGUUCUGAGGUCAUCACUCCUCCAGAGGAAAUCAAUCGCAUGAAUGACCGGGAUUUGAAGGCAGGCACUUUGCUGGAUGGUAAGAUGGUGAUGGAAGGGUUUUCCGAAGAAAUUGGCAACCACCUGAAGCUGGGCAGCGCCUUCACCUUCCGAGUGACAGUGCUGCAGGCCAGUGGGAUCCUCCCGGAGUACGCAGAUAUCUUCUGUCAGUUCAACUUCUUGCAUCGCCAUGAUGAAGCAUUCUCCACUGAACCCCUCAAAAACAAUGGUAGAGGAAGUCCCCUGGGCUUUUACCAUGUGCAGAAUAUUGCCGUGGAGGUCACAGAGUCAUUUGUGGACUACAUCAAAACCAAGCCUAUUGUAUUUGAAGUCUUUGGGCAUUAUCAGCAGCACCCACUUCAUCUGCAGGGACAGGAGCUUAGCAGUCCGCCUCAGCCUUCCCGACGAUUCUUCCCUCCGCCCAUGCCACUCUCCAAGCCAGUUCCAGCCACCAAGUUAAACACCAUGAGCAAAACCAGCCUUGGCCAGAGCAUGAGCAAGUAUGACCUCUUGGUUUGGUUUGAGAUCAGUGAACUGGAGCCUACCGGAGAGUACAUCCCGGCUGUGGUUGACCAUACUGCAGGCUUGCCCUGCCAGGGGACGUUUUUGCUUCACCAGGGCAUCCAGCGGAGGAUCACGGUGACCAUUAUCCACGAGAAGGGGAGCGAGCUCCACUGGAAAGAUGUCCGGGAGCUGGUGGUUGGCCGCAUUAGAAAUAAACCCGAGGUGGAUGAAGCCGCGGUUGACGCCAUCCUCUCCCUAAACAUCGUCUCUGCCAAGUACCUGAGGGCUUCGCACAGCUCCAGCAGGAUCUUCUACCGCUUCGAAGCCGUGUGGGACAGCUCCCUGCACAACUCCCUUCUCCUGAACCGCGUGACGCCCUGCGGGGAGAAGAUCUACAUGACCCUGUCCGCCUACCUGGAGCUGGACCACUGCAUCCAGCCCGCGGUCAUCACCAAGGACGUGUGCAUGGUCUUCUAUUCCCGAGACGCCAAGAUCUCGCCACCACGCUCUCUGCGCAGCCUCUUUGGCAGUGGCUACUCGAAGUCCCCAGACUCGCAUGCAGAGGAGGCGGAGGAAAGUGCUGGACACGUCGGUGGCCUACGUGCGCGGGGAGGAGAACCUGGCGGGCUGGCGGCCCCGCGGGGACAGCCUCAUCCUGGAGCACCAGUGGGAGCUGGACAAGCUGGAGCUGCUGCACGAGGUGGAGAAAACUCGACACUUCCUGCUGCUGCGUGAGAGACUUGGUGACAGCGUCCCCAAAUCCCUGAGUGACUCGCUGUCCCCCAGCCUCAGUAGCGGGACCCUCAGCACCUCCACCAGCAUCUCCUCGCAGAUCUCAACCACCACCUUUGAAAGCGCCAUCACCCCCAGCGAGAGCAGCGGCUAUGACUCAGCGGACAUCGAGAGCCUGGUGGACCGGGAGAAAGAGCUGGCCACCAAGUGCCUGCAGCUGAUCACCCACACCUUCACCCGGGAGUUCAGCCAGCUGCACGGCAGCAUCAGUGACUGCAAGUUGUCUGAUAUCUCUCCAAUGGGACAGGAUCCCUCUGUGUCCAGUUUCAGCAGUGCCACCCUCACCCCAUCCUCCACGUGCCCCUCUCUGGUCGACUCCAGGAGCAGCUCUGUGGAUCAGAAGACCCCGGAAGCCAGUUCCCGGGCCUCCAGUCCCUGCACGGAGUUUGAACAGUUUCAGAUCGUCCCAGCUGUGGAGACACCCUAUUUGGCCCGAGCAGGAAAACAUGAAUUUCUCAAUCUCCUUCCAGAUAUUGAAGAAAUCCGCCCAGGCUCAGUGGUCUCGAAGAAGGGAUACCUGCAUUUCAAGGAGCCGCUUUCCAGCAGCUGGGCCAAGCAUUUUGUCGUGGUCCGUCGCCCCUACGUCUUCAUCUAUAACAGCGACAAGGACCCGGUGGAACGUGGCAUCGUUAACCUGUGCACGGCCCAGGUGGAGUACAGUGAGGACCAGCAGGCGAUGGUGAAGACGCCCAACACCUUUGCCGUGUGCACAAAGCAUCGCGGGGUCCUUCUGCAGGCUCUCAAUGACAAAGACAUGAACGACUGGUUAUAUGCCUUUAACCCGCUCCUUGCUGGCACAAUCCGGUCAAAGCUGUCCCGGAGGUGCCCGAGCCAGCCCAAGUACUGAGAUAAAGGAGGAGAUAAAGGAAGCGUUACCUCUCAUUCUCUCUGUGGUUCUUGAUGGCUGCUCUCGUAUGUAACCUGUGACUUAACUGCUUGCCCUCCUGUCCGACACUUUUUCUACUUUCCUGUCCCCAUCCCCAUGGCUCUGUGCUCUUCUUUUUUCUUGUGCUGAGAAUCUUGUUAGUAGCAUGUGGCCUAACAAAAGGAAAACAGGUUUUUAAAAAUCAGAAAUAACCCCCCCGCCACACACACACACACACCCGGUGAGGAUAUCCACUGAAUUACUUCUUGGUGCACUUUGGCUUCUUUUUGUGUGACGGAUCCCCGACGUGACCAUCAGUGGUGUCUGUCGUCUUUGCACACCUGUCUGUUUUUCAGGGUAACUUCUGUUCUCUGUGAUGUCACUUUAGUUUUCUUGGGUGGCUUAGAGACCAAGGGAGGCGCAUCUGGCCUUGUCGGAGCCUGGGGAAGAAACCUGCCUUUCUCCCGCCCACUGUCUCCCUUGGCCCCGGCCCAGCCCUGCGUUUCCAUAGCGGACAGAGCUGUGGUGAGCGCAGGCGGGGGCAGUUAUCUUCUGAGGCCCGUGACUUGUGGGAAGUAGUUACGGGGUUUUCCUAGAGCAGGAGGACAGGCAGGCCUCUAGGAGACCCAGGACAGUGGCUGCUGUUAGCCCGUGAGAAGGGAUGGACAAAGGAUGUGCCACUGGCCGUGGGGACAGCAAUCAGAGGAUGCAUCACAGCAGGGUUCCUGGGGAGCCCUUUUCUCCUUGGAGAAGGGAGCUGCUCUCCAGGAGCCCUGGGAGCUCUUCUGGGCAUCUGGGAGGGCCACAGCACCGUGUCACGUGCCCGGGUGCCACAGAGGGAGUGCUUCACUUGUCUGUGUGGCCUCAGUGGUCCUUGUGGACAUUAUGACGAUGGUGAUGCUGAACAGCGGCUUGUGAGUGUGGUAACUUGCUUCCAUCAGAGAAACGCAGCUUUGGGCAGAAACUCAGGCAUGUCCUCUGCGUGCAUUGGCCGUUCCCAGUCACUCCAGUGCUCGAGAAAGCAGUGCGGUAGCCAUGCUCGCCGGACCCCCGGCCAAGGCCACCCCACCACCAAACACACGACACAAGAAGGCUGGCGGGGAGCCCGCCCCGUGGUUCUCUGCUUGUCGUCUGCUCCGUGGCUCGAAGAUGCUGCCCACGAAGAAAAGAGAGCUCACGGCCACCACCGAGUCUCCUUUUCCUCCAGCCGACCAAGCCGCUGGCUUAGCCACCUCAGGGGCCGCGCUCUCCUGGCUGCCGUGUGUUUCGCGGGGACCUGGCCUCACGGAGGGCCUGGGCCCUGCAGUCGCUGUGCCCGGGUCUCCGCCCUCUCAUACCACCUCAGCCUGCUCCGGGGUCCCUGCUGCGUCAUCAGGAAGGCCGUGCUCCUGGCCCUGCUCGGGGUGGGGGCUGGGCUGCUCCCCAGUAGAGCUCCUGCGCCCCGCAGUGCCAUCUCUAGGGACCGAGCUCUGGCCCUGAGGCCUGGGCUCCGCAAAGAGGCACGAGGGGCCCCUGGCAGAGGGGGACGGGAUGUCACCAAGAGCUUCACAAAGAGAAAGGGCCAAGUUAGCCAGGCCGAGCCGAAAGUGAGCAGCAGAAACUCUGGUGGAUUUUAUCUGUCUCCCCCUACAACGCAGGUCACUGACUGUAGUGGUCUUCAUUUUCUAUGUGUAUGUGAGGUUUCUGACGUAGCUAGCAGUCUCUCUUCACUAAGACACAAAAUACCCUUCUCACGUCCACUCAGACGUGCUUCCCGGCAGCUCCCUGGGCUGGAACUAAGUCUAAUUUCAGGGAAAUGAAGAUGAAAUUCGAAGUCACUUGUAAAGUCACAUCACUGAGGUUGCUGCUGUUCCGAGGUUAGACCUUGAACGGAAGGGUCCACGUCUGGCAGGGGAGGUGGGACCCUGAGGGAGACUUUCGUGUUUUUCUCUAACACAAACGAAACUGGAUUGGAAAGUCUUUGCUUUGGGGGCUUCUGACAUGGGAGUGGAGCUGGGCCGUGUUCUUGGUGCUGAGGCGGCAGGGCUGUGGGGAGGUGGUGGAAGUGGGUGCGCAGUCAGUCCUGCGGGGCCCUGUGUACGGCCCUCCCUGCGCCCUGCGCCGCAGGGCUAUCAGGAUGGAGGGUGGAGGGUCCAAGCUCCGCUUCGAGCUCCGCUUCGAGCUCCAGGGCAGGGUUCACAGCAGGAAGUGCAGGCGGGGCUGGCUGUAGCCAUGGUGGAGGAAAGUGAAUAAACCUAAUCUUUGAGGGAACCACAUUUUUUUAAAGCACUCCUUUAACCAAACAAGCGUAGAGCCAAAAAACUCUUACGCAAAUUACAGAAAGAUGAGUGUUGGUUAACACUGAUAUCUCCUCCUCCUCUCCACGCGCCACCCUCCUCUCUCCCCGCAGGGCACAGUGUGGCCCCGCAGACAGCCCCAUGCCAGCUCCCGCCUCUGUCUCUGUGCCCGCCGGGGGUCGGCAAGCUCUGCGGCGGGCUGUGUGGGGCCGGCCAGCCUCACGGUCAGGAGCAAGGCCGGGCUGCUGCCGCGCUGUGGGCACCUGGGCUGUGCCUUCAUCAGGAGCAGCCGCUGUCGAGGCUGGGCAGUGUCCUCCCGGUAGAAGCCCCCGUUACCGACACCCCCCAUUGGCUACAUAGCCGUCAUAUUUUGGUUGGGUUUUUCAGCUUGUUUAGAUGAAGGAAAAAAUGAGCCCAUCGUGAAAGGUCUGGGAUCUGAGACAGGACGAACCCUCCUGGCACGUACUCAAAGCGAAGACUGUUGCCUGCUGCUUGUCUAGUUGACGGGGAUGUUUAACUUUGAGAGUUCUGUGCAUAGCUGCACGGCUGUCGUGAACUGCACCCUGGGCCGGCAGAGAACGCACUCACAUGCUGCACCUGCCCGGCUCCCCGGCGGUCUCCGUGCCGGUGCGUGGGUCCCUCCCUUCCCCCGGGUUCCCUUUCUGAAGUGGGACUGUGAGCUUGCUCCUGAGGAGGAGACGCCUCGCUCUGCUGCCACCAGAAGGUUUGCUGAGUGCACUCAAGGCCUCUGGGGUGCGCGCCCCGCCGUCGUGUGUGGAGCGGGUCAGAGGUCGUCAGCGGAGAGGUGGGUCGCUGCUGCUGUUCAAAAGGCCAUUUAUGAAAUUAGCACCCGAGCCCCAGCAGAUCCUGGGGAGCCCCCGGCGGUGAGAGGGAGGAGUGAGCCGGUGCCGCUCCGGUGGUGCGCUUGUCUCGCUCGCACUCCCGCCCCCCGCGCCUGAAUGCGUGGCAGUGGCUGUGGGGACAGGAUGUGCACCUUGAGGAGGGGCUCUAGCCAACCCUGGCUGUCGUGCGUUGUCCCCCAUGUCUUACCAUUUGUCCUUUCCCAUGCUGUGUGUCACCGCGGAACCCCCCAGCCUUCUCGUGUCGCAGGCCUGGUCUCCGCCUCUGUGGCGCUGCAGUGCUUGUCUGUUGUGUGUGAGUCUUGUCCCCAUCCUCACAUGCUGUCACAAGCCCCACGAGCAUAAGUGGCCUUUCUGAACCCGGACUUCGCAGACUGAUCUCUCCCCAGUGAAGGAGUUGAGCACAUUAGCAACAAUGUACAUUAUUAAUUUUGGAUUUUCAUUUUCAUGUUUUAUUUUGUAAAUAAUAUCUGAUGUUUGGAGCUUGAGUAUACACGAUGUAAAUACGGUUCUUGUAUUUGUACUAAUUCGGGUUCUUUUGCUGUAUAGCCCUAGGUGUGCAACGCAGACAUUACCUAACUGUGUAUGGUAACCUUGCAUCACGGAGUUCUUAGUGAACAAGGAAAAAAUAAUAAAGGUACAACAAGUGCA
This is a messenger RNA of Chinchilla lanigera (long-tailed chinchilla), 9779 nucleotides long. RefSeq names its product kinesin family member 1B (gene Kif1b). Gene Ontology annotation, molecular function: microtubule motor activity; microtubule binding; ATP binding. Gene Ontology annotation, biological process: microtubule-based movement. Lineage: Eukaryota; Metazoa; Chordata; Mammalia; Rodentia; Chinchillidae. The record is from RefSeq and is a predicted model, not a curated record.